CUGUUCUGUCUCUUGUCGUGAAAUAAAAUGUUUUCGACGCUCCGUCGCGCCAUGUUUCUCCGUCGAUUUCCGACGGUGAUUUCUCCGGCGAAAAGGGCUAUCAGCAGUAAAGUUUCCGAUGAAAUAGAUCUCCGAAUAUUGAAUGAGCUGAAUCAGGAAAUGCAAUCAAUCUUUGGAGCUGAACCUCCUGCGACUAUGGAUUACCCUGAGUUGAAUUCCAGUAUUGAAUCUCUGGAAUUUACAAAACCGGAGAGCUCUAGGCUAUAUAAACAAUCUGCAAAAGUGGUUACUGAAGAUAUCUCUAAGCUAACCCAUGUCGGCGUCUCGGGGGAAGCUCAGAUGGUGGAUGUUUCUUCAAAGGACAACACUAACAGAACCGCAUUGGCUUGCUGUAAAGUCAUUCUAGGCAAAAGAGUUUUCGAUUUGGUCUUAGCCACUCAAAUGGGGAAAGGAGACGUUCUCGGAGUGGCCAAGAUCGCUGGCAUCAACGGAGCUAAACAAACCAGCAGUUUGAUCCCACUGUGUCAUAACAUUGCUCUUACGCAUGUUCGCGUUGACUUGAGAUUAAACCCUGAGGAUUUUAGUGUUGACAUUGAAGGAGAAGCUUCUUGCACUGGCAAAACCGGAGUUGAGAUGGAAGCUAUGACUGCUGUGUCGGUUGCUGGUUUAACUGUUUACGACAUGUGCAAGGCUGCUUCCAAAGAUAUCAGCAUUACAGAUGUGAGGCUUGAGCGUAAAACUGGUGGAAAGAGUGGGUAUUGGUCUAGAGGCGAGUGAACACAGCCCAACACUUGUCUCCGUAUAGCUAUGGAGAUUACGCGUAGACAAAGCUAUGGCUUGCCUGGACCAGGAUAACCGGUCUCA
Messenger RNA from Brassica oleracea var. oleracea, 864 nucleotides. Its product is annotated as cyclic pyranopterin monophosphate synthase accessory protein, mitochondrial. Gene Ontology annotation, biological process: Mo-molybdopterin cofactor biosynthetic process. Bases 28 to 777 code for a protein of 249 amino acids. The transcript has 3 exons. The record is from RefSeq and is a predicted model, not a curated record. Lineage: Eukaryota; Viridiplantae; Streptophyta; Magnoliopsida; Brassicales; Brassicaceae.